This is a messenger RNA of Malassezia vespertilionis, 2571 nucleotides long. RefSeq names its product ribosome biogenesis protein tsr1 (gene TSR1). The transcript has a single exon. Bases 1 to 2571 code for a protein of 856 amino acids. The record is from RefSeq and is a predicted model, not a curated record. Gene Ontology annotation, cellular component: nucleus; preribosome, small subunit precursor. Gene Ontology annotation, biological process: ribosome biogenesis; endonucleolytic cleavage of tricistronic rRNA transcript (SSU-rRNA, 5.8S rRNA, LSU-rRNA); maturation of SSU-rRNA from tricistronic rRNA transcript (SSU-rRNA, 5.8S rRNA, LSU-rRNA). Gene Ontology annotation, molecular function: GTPase activity; U3 snoRNA binding; GTP binding. Lineage: Eukaryota; Fungi; Basidiomycota; Malasseziomycetes; Malasseziales; Malasseziaceae.
AUGCCGUUCUCGCACCGGCCGACGCUGAAGCAGUCGAACAAGCGGUUCAAGUCUGGGCAUGCGACAAAAGGCGCGCUGAAACGCGCUUCCAAAGGUAAAAGCGAAGCGGCCCCGUCGCGCGACCACAAAGCUACUCCGCUGCGCACCGCCGGCGGCGCUGAAGGAUCGCGGAGCAACCGCCGGAACGAAUCCAAGCAAGCUUCGCAGCAGAAACGCGCUGCACUGCUCGAAAGCACACGUGUUUUUCAAGGCGCACUUGGCGGUGCUGGCUUGCGUGGCGAGCAGCGCACAGGAUCGACACACGGAGUGCAAAAAGCCGGAGCGCCGCGCAUCUGUGCCGUCGUGCCGCUCAGCUUCGACUGCGAUGCAUGGAGUGCAGUGCAGACACUUGAGCAGCAUGGAGAUGCGCUCGGUGUAUCUGCUGUGCCGGGCUACAGCGUUCAAGAAGCACAGGCCAAGCACCUCUCUUUCUGCGAGCUCGAUGCCACGCGUUUCCGCCAAACGAUCCAGUUUCUGCCGCUGCCUUUUGGCGCACUACUCCCGAUCAUGGACGCAGUGCGCAGCUCGGAUUUCGUCGUGUUCCUUUUGUCGGCGCAUGCAUCUAUUGAGCCGGGCUCGUGGGGUGAACUGUGCUUGCGUACACUGCAAGCACAAGGCAUGCCGCUGGCGCUUGCAGCAGUGCCGACUGUCCGCACAGCCGACGAUGAGCCAUGGGCAAAGUCGUCCAAGAAGCAUGCCCAAACCAAAGAUGCACAGGGCGUGCGCAAGAGUUUGCUUAGUUUUGUGCAGUAUUUCUGCCCCGAGGUAAAAAAGAUGCAUGAUUUGGAGGAUGCAGCGAGUCGGAGCUUGCUGGUGCGCACAGUAGCGACAAGUACACCAAAGCGCGUAGCAUGGCGUGAUUUUCGGUCGUGGUGCAUUGCCGAAGAUGCCGAGUACGUGCCGCGCGACGACGGGCUUGGUUUGCUCAAAAUCCAGGGCUGGAUCCGCGGCGUGCCUCUGAGUGCGAACCGGUUCGUCCAUGUCCCAGACUUUGGCGAUUUCCCUGUGGAAAGGAUUCUGUAUGCACCGCGUGGUGCGGCAUGGGAGGCGGCAGAUGUCUCGAUGGAGCAGGACGCGCCGCAAAAACUCGUGCCUGGCACGGUGCUUGAUACUAGGAAUGAAGAGGAGGCCGACGAGCGUGCGAGUGAGAACGAGGUUGAUGCGCUCGCGAACGAGCAGACGUGGCCUACGGAAGAAGAAAUGGCACAGGCGCCUGCGGCCAUGGGCGACGCAGCGAUGGAUUUGCCGCCUGCGCCGCGAGGAACCACGCCGAAAUCCAUUUCACAAGCUACCACCGACGCACAGAAGCGAUACCAAGCGGCGUGGGUUAUAGAGAGUGAUGACGAGGACGAUGAUGACGAGGAGGAGGAAGAAGAAGAGGAAGAAGAGGAAGAAGAGGAAGAAGAGGAAGAAGCAGAAGAAGCAGAAGCAGAGGAUAUGGCAGAAGACAUGGCCGCAGAUAUCGACACUGCCGCCGUAGACGACGGCUCUACAGAAGAACAGGAAGAGUACAAUGACGAUAUGGACCGUGCCGCAAUUGAAGAGUAUAUUGCGCACAAACAAAGCGAGCGCGAGAUCAGCAAGGGCGCUGCGCAGGACGCCGUAUUCCCCGACGAGGUAGACACGCCUGUUGAGAUCCCUGCGCGCCAACGUUUUGCGCGAUUCCGCGGGAUGGAGUCGCUCUACACAAGCGCAUGGGACCCAUACGAAGACCUGCCUCAAGACUACGCAAGGCUCUACCAAUUUGACGAUUUCACCAAGACACGCAAGCGCGUCGAGACGAAUGCGCUUAUGGAAGGUGUAUCCCCUGGCAUCCGCGUCUCGAUCUGGCUCAGCGACGUUCCCCCUCAAGCCGCAGAGCGGGCCCUGCGCAGCACAGGCGGUGCGCCGCCCGACCCCAAGAAGAAAUCCGAGACGCCUUUUGUGCUCUUUGGCCUCUUGCGUCACGAGCACAAAAAGAGUGUCGUCAACUUUACCGUCACGCGCAACACAGAGUAUGACGCGCCAGUCCGGUCCAAGGACCCCCUCCUUGUAUGCCUUGGCUUCCGGCGGUACAUGGCGAGUCCUGUCUACUCGCAACACCUGCGCGGCAUCGGCCGCAAAGGAAACGACGUGUACAAGUACGAGCGUUUCCUGCCCCAAGGCAUCAGUGCAGCUGUCGGAAGCGUGUAUGCACCCGUGACGUUUGGUGGUGCAAGCAUUCCCGUCGUUCUAUUCCGACUCCGGUCCGAGAACAAGGAGUUUGGGUACGAUGACAUGGGCAUCAGUGCCGAGCAAUCGCCGUUCCUGGUGGGCUCGGGAAGCGUUUUGGACGCCGCGCCGACGCGGAUCAUUGCCAAGCGUGCCGUACUUUCUGGCCAUCCCUACAAGCUGCAUAAGCGUAUCGCUACGAUCCGCUUUAUGUUUUUCAAUGCCGACGAUGUGCGGUACUUUGCCCCGAUCACGCUGCGGACAAAGUACGGCCGCACCGGUCAUAUCAAAGAGUCGCUCGGCACGCACGGCUACUUUAAGGGUAUGUACAAUAUCUACUGA